UGUUAACUAUGAAUUCAAUAACAGAUUACAGAUAAUAAUAAUAAAGGCUAAAACUCUCUUUACUGUUUUUACAAGUCAAGAGAAUUUAAAACCAGUUGUUGUGAUGGAUAGGAAGAAUAUUGAAGUGAAAGCAAAACAAACAAGGCUAUAUGCUAACUGACAUAAACAUAAGAUAAAAGUAGGAGUAAGUCUUGAAGAAACUAAUGUGUUUGAUUUUCAGAAAGAGAGGCAAAAUGCAGAAAAUGAAGAACCUUGGAAGUAUUGGAAGCAGUGGGAGGUUUUCAACAGAAGAGGGUGAAGAUGAGGAUAUUUCAAAACUGGCCAUUUCCACAUUUCAAGCUAAGGAAGAAGAGAUUGAGAGGAGAAAGAUGGAGGUGAAAGAGAGAGUUGAACUUCAACUUGGACGCGCCGAGGAAGAGACGAGGCGCUUGGCAUGCAUUUGGGAAGAGCUUGAAGUGAUGGAAGAUCCUAUGAAGAAGGAAGUUGCAAUGAUACGGAAAAGGAUCGAUUUGGCUAACAAAGAUUUAAAGCAACUUGGACAGAACUACCAGAAAAAGGAGAAAGAGUAUAAAGAAACCUUGGAAGCUUUCAAUGAAAAGAACAAAGAGAAGACUAAUUUGGUAGCAACAUUAACUGAGCUGCUGAGUGAGAGUGAAAAAAUGAGAUUGAAGAAACUGGAGGAGCUAUGCAAGACCAUAGAGACUGUGUCACUAAAACAAUAAUCUUUGACAGUGUGUGCUGUGUUUACUAGUUUGGCUUAUUCAAUAUGCAAUGGCUUAUUCAAUUUGCAAUGGCUUGUAUUUAAAUGCUAUUCAGAUUUCUUUGUUUGUGGGAUUAACAAAAUAAAAUACAACAUUAUCAUAUUUGAAGAAAA
Messenger RNA from Vicia villosa (hairy vetch), 874 nucleotides. RefSeq lists its product as uncharacterized. The transcript has 4 exons. The record is from RefSeq and is a predicted model, not a curated record. NCBI's taxonomy places the organism in Eukaryota, Viridiplantae, Streptophyta, Magnoliopsida, Fabales, Fabaceae. The coding region runs from base 204 to 722 and encodes 172 amino acids.